AUGUCUGAAUAUGACAAUGUUCCGGGUGGUGCUCUAAGACUUAAAGGCGCAUUAGCUAAAGAGAUAAUUGAAGAAGAAACCAGUAAACCGAUUCGUGUUGUAACUAAAACUGAGGCAGAAAAGAAGUUCGAAGAGAUUCAAAGAAAGAGGUUGGAUGAAAAGGUAGAAAAGGCUGCGAGAAAAUCACACAAAGAACGUGUGGCGGAAUUAAAUAGAAAAUUAGAAGAAAUGACAGAACAUUACGACAUUCCCAAGGUUGGUCCUGGUUAA
Molecule: messenger RNA, 270 nt
Organism: Dentiscutata heterogama
Lineage: Eukaryota; Fungi; Glomeromycota; Glomeromycetes; Diversisporales; Gigasporaceae
Source: the annotation of a GenBank genome assembly